UUACAUUUAAUAAUCUAUAUGAAUUAAAAACACAUAUUAAUUACUUUUCUUUUUUCAGUGCACUGGUAGUUGUAUCAGUGCAAUGGUAUUAGUGUACAAGUGUAAUGGUAGAUGUAUUAGUGCAAUGGUAGUUCCAAAAAAAGGAACGUAAUUAAUAUGAGUUCAGUAUAUAGGUGCAAUGGUAGUUGUAUCGGUGCAGUGGUAGUUAAAAAAAGAAUGUAAUUAAGAUGAGUUUUUAAUUUCCAAAGAUUAUUAAAUGCAACACGAAUUUAAUACAAAAAAUAACUAUAAUUAAUAGGGUGUCAUUUUUCCAACCGAUUAAGUACAAAACAAAUAAGGAUUGUGAGAGAGUGGGUGAAGUUAAUAAUCUUGUAUAAUAAUGAAGUUAGCAAUUGAAUUAAUAAUUAAUGUUAUUUUGUGUUGGAAACUUAACCAUCAGGCAAAUAUUUAAGGGUUAAUACCUUAUUUUGGCCUAAACUAUGACCAUAUAGUCAACUUUGGUCCGUGGUUUCAUAAAUUAACAUCCUGACCUCAACUUUGUAACAUAUAGACUCAAUUGGCCUGACACAGAGUUUUACAGUCAAUUUGGAUGGUCAACACCAUUGACCGUUAGUCAACACGCCAUGUCAUUGUCUCGUCAGUCUAAAAAUCAUUAAAUAAUUCUAAUUAUUUUUCUAAUUUUUAUUAUUUAUUAUCAAAUUAACCAAAAAUAAAUUAUAAAAAAAUAAAUUUUUUUGGGUAAUUUGAAAACGAUAAAUUUUAUAAAUUAACAAAAAAUAUCAAAUUAUUUAUAUUAUAAAAAUUAUCCAAGAAAAUAAUUUAUAUAAUUUAUAUCAUAUUUACUAAAUUUAUAAAAUUUAAUUCGAUAAUUUUUGGUUAAUUUAUAAAAUACAUAAUUUUCAAAUAUGCAAAAAUAAAAUCUAUAUUUUAUUUUAUAUUUUUAAAAUUUUAUUUUUUGGUUAAUUAGAAAAUGAUAUAUAAUCGAAAUUAGGAAAAUAAUUUGAAUUUGAAUUUUUUUAAUAAUUUUUAGGCUGACAUGGCGUGUUGACUAACGGUCAACCCCGUUGACCGUCCAAAUUGACGGUCAAACCAUGUGUCGGGCCAAUUGAGUUUAUAUGUUGUAUAGUUGAGGUCAGGAUGUUAAUUUCUGAAGCCACGUGCCAAAGUUAAUUAUAUGGUCAUAGUUCGGGCUAAAAUAAGGUAUUAACCCAAUAUUUAAAAAAGAAGAAAAAUAAGAACAUGCAUGUGUGUUAUUCAUUCCCUCUUCUUUCUCUCCAAUUUGGAGGAGUGAGUUGAAUAAUAACAAGAGGGGAUAACUUUCCUUCCUUACUCACUUUCCCUCCAUAAAUGAACAAGGGAAAAUGCAUUGGGAUUCUCACUUUCCCUCCUUAAUUUUCCUCUUCCUCAUUUUCUCUCCUUAAAAAACAUAGUCAAUUUGGGUUACGGGUCGGGUUGAUCGUACGGGUUAAUCGGGUCGGAUUCCGUUUUGACAUAGCAGAGACUAAUUGGACCCUUUUGCAUUUAUUUUUUUUGUACGUUUUAUGGGCUUUCCUAGCCCAGCCUCGUAGCACCCUCUUGGGCCCUUUAUUGUUAAUGGACGUUCGAAUCGGCGAAGUAAGAGGACGGACCGAGUUCUUAUACCUAUAAAAAGCCUGUUAUCUUAUAAGACGAGGAUUUCCCUCAAAAACCCUAGCAGCCGAGCGUUAACCUCCCUGAACUUCUCGCCCUCGAUUUCUGCAGCGCAGCAGAGCCAUGACGUUCAAGCGCAGGAACGGAGGUCGCAACAAGCACGGCCGCGGCCAUGUCAAGUUCAUCCGCUGCUCCAACUGCGGCAAAUGCUGCCCUAAGGAUAAGGCAAUCAAGAGAUUCCUUGUGAGGAACAUCGUUGAGCAAGCUGCAGUCAGGGAUGUUCAGGAGGCUUGCGUCUAUGACGGAUAUGUUCUCCCGAAGCUGUAUGUGAAGAUGCAGUACUGCGUCUCCUGUGCCAUUCACUCCCGUGUUGUGAGGGUGCGAUCCCGCACUGAGCGUAGGAAGCGUGACCCACCACAGCGCUUCCAGAGGCGCAAGGAGGAUGCUAAGCCUGGUCAAGGUGGUCCUGGUGGCCCCGGAGCUCGCCCUGCUGGUCCUCCAGUUGCUGCCCGAACUUGAAAGAUGAAAGUCAUGUCCCUGAUUUUCUGUUUUAUGAAAUUCCUUAAUGUCAAGAGCUUUUAAGUAUGGAUGGAUGUGUAGCUCGUUUUGUUAUCGACUUUAGCCAUGUUAUGGAUCAAACAUCAAGUCCUUGAAAGUUUUGAUUAAUGAGGUUGCAGUUUUGUUUUGAUUCUUACUACAUAAUUGAGGUUGCAGUUUGGUUAUGAUCAAGAAUGGUUGUUAGUUCAUUGGUCCCUUCGUUGCUCCUAUCAUCGGUCAUACGGUAUAUGGGUUUACAUUCCUAUAGUUUCCCUCCAACAUGUAUUGUCAAGUGAUCUAUUUCUUGGCUCGUUGUUGCAUUAGUUAGUUUCCUCCUAGCUUUCCGUUGCUGUAUUUUUUGAGGAACAGUCGUGACGUGCUAUCCAACCUUCAGUGCUAGGCUUGUCAAGUCAUGAUUUUGCCCGUAGGGUUUGCACUUUUGCUUCUUUGAUUGCUCCUUGGAGUGUGCUUAUGAAUACUUUACCCCAGUUCUAGCGUCUCUUUUGUUGAAUUCACCAUGCAAGCUUUUUUCUCUCAUGUUUAUCAGUAGAUAGCUCAAAUACGGGCAGACAUAUACAAGUAAUCACAGACUCGGUAUAUGAUAUCUUAGGGCUAGUGAUUCAGCAAUAAAGGAUCACACACUGAGUAUACCCUACGCAUAGCUGAUAGCACCGUGGAAAAUGUAGGAUCCUAAAUAGACGGAACAUGGGAAUUAGAAGUGGUCUGCUUCAUGGAUUUAGAUGAUGGACUUGGUAACCAAAUUCAAUCGAUAAUGGAUCUAAAGGAAAUCCAUUAUUUGGUUGAACAAUUUUAUGAGUUCAAAUCCGUGAAUCAUAUGGAUUAGUAAAUCCCACAUCAACAUAUGAGAUUUCGAACAUGUCAUAAAUCCAUGAUGACAUUUUUCUCAUGUACCAUUGUCCUCACACGUACCUUAUAAUUAACCAAUUAAUUAAAAACAAAGAAGCUAACGAACCUAGCUCUCUUAACCGCUUGGCUAAGGAUUGCAACAAUCAGCUAGGAGGCCUAGCUCUAUUAAUCAAACAAACGGGAAACCCCUAAAUCUCUUAGUUGACCAGUUAAGGAUUGUGGCAUUAAGUUAGUAGACUAACUCUCUUCACCUUUCGGCUAAGGAUGAUAACAAUAGGAUAGACGAUCUAGCCCUCUUAACUAAUCAACUAAGAGUUGCAAGACCCAACCCUCGGAAGUUAAUCCGGAUGGCGGAGAGUGACCAACCAUGAUGGGAUCAUGAUACUACUUUGAUACUUGAGGAUUUGGCCCUAUAUUAACCCAAAAAGGGGUUACCCAAGUGGCUAGGAGAUCAAGCUCCCUAUGGGCCAAAGGGGGGCCCACCUUCUAGGUUGAUUUGACCCAAUAAUGAGAUAAAUCAAGCAACACCCAAUCAUUCAUGAUUAAUACCUCAAAUAUUACUAGCACAGGACCCGGCCCGUUGGCCGGAAGAAUUUUGUCGAGAAAUAUGAUAUACAAUAAUGGAUAUAUAAUAGAGGAUUUGAAAUGCACAAAAUGAUUGUUUUCUAACUUAGUUAUCCACAUAACAUUUUUGAAAGUGAUCCAACUAUGCAUAAUAUGUCUAGACCUCCAUGAAAAGAGAAAAAUAUAAUAUAAGCAUUACUUAUAAUUAUUGAAUAAAAAAAGAAAUAAAUAUAACUAAUUGUCAUCCAUUACUUAAUUAAACCAUAUAAUUUAAUAUUAGAUUUGUUUCUCAUAAUACAUACAUAAUCAACCUUUAAGAUGAAAGAAAAUGUCUUUCAUAGAGUUUAGUAUGUCCUUUAUAGUACUCAUUAAGUUGAUGAAUGAGCAAGGGUAUAAGUAACAUACAUCUAUUUUAAAAAUAUAGAAGUUGCAAAGUGUCUUUUGGGUUGAAUGAGAUCGCAUAUUCUCAUUAUCGCUAACUAAUUUAUGUUUUUUUGCAAUAGAUAGUUCAAAAUGUG
Molecule: messenger RNA, 4115 nt
Organism: Linum trigynum
Lineage: Eukaryota; Viridiplantae; Streptophyta; Magnoliopsida; Malpighiales; Linaceae
Source: the annotation of a GenBank genome assembly